UAAAUAUAAAAAUAUCAUCUCAUGCACAAUGAUAAUACAAAAUGUAAGUAUGUAGUUAAAAUCAUAGUUGAAGAUGAGACAAAUAGUGCAAGAGUGACACUUUUUAACGCAGCAGAAACUCUGAUAGGAUGCAAGGCUCAGAAAUUCAUUGCUGAUAUAAAAGAGGGAAAUAAUCAGAGUUCGUUCUUCCAAAAGUUUGUGCUAAACAUCGGAAAGAUAUACAAGUUCCUUGUGAAGUUAGAUGAAAACUCAAAGGAUGAACGUGCACAAGGAAAGAUAAUAGCACAAGAAAUCCAAAUCCAGGAGGACAUCACAAUCAACAUUGACGACGAUGAUGCGAUUCUCAAAUUACCAAAAAAGAAGAUAAAUGUGGAAAAGGAAUGAUCAAGGGACCAAAAUUUUUUUAACAUGAACAAUUUUUAAUUUUCAAUACAUUUACAAAUCUGUUGACCGAUUUUUAACUAACUUUUCAUAUACUUUUAAGAUGAUAAACUGAAUGUUAUUUGUUAGGAAAAUUUAUGAAUUAUAAGCAUAUGCACAUAUAGUUGUUUGAUAACUAUUGCAUGCUUUGAUUAAUUAUGCAGUUAUUAGCUUAAAUUUAUCAUUCAAUUGUGUGAAUCUAAAUAUGUAUUCAGAGAAUACUUGACUUUAUUACUUUUA
Messenger RNA from Asparagus officinalis (garden asparagus), 660 nucleotides. RefSeq lists its product as uncharacterized. The record is from RefSeq and is a predicted model, not a curated record. The transcript has 2 exons. Lineage: Eukaryota; Viridiplantae; Streptophyta; Magnoliopsida; Asparagales; Asparagaceae. Bases 22 to 384 code for a protein of 120 amino acids.